Messenger RNA from Guillardia theta CCMP2712, 975 nucleotides. RefSeq lists its product as hypothetical. The record is from RefSeq and is a predicted model, not a curated record. Lineage: Eukaryota; Cryptophyceae; Pyrenomonadales; Geminigeraceae. The coding region runs from base 1 to 975 and encodes 324 amino acids. The transcript is spliced from 7 exons.
AUGGAUGCGCACUGCGGCAUAGCCCAGACUUCCUUCCUCUUCCUGUUGCUGUCAGUGUUCCCUUCAUGCGUGCCGCAGCAAGUUUACAAGACCUGCUUGAAGCAGUCUGAUUGUACCGACCCCUCAUUUCCUAUUUGCAAGAUCUUUUGGAGCAAUGCAGGAGUCAGCAGCAUCCAAAACUCUUUGCAGCAGUACGACGCCAAAGGAGUUGUGUCCAGUGCACUUGCGACUGCGAAUGCCCGUUUUUUGAGCACCAGCGACGCUUAUAACGUGCAGCUGCUAAGCCAGGCAUACGAAGGCCUUAAGAUUCGCAGCAUCUGCAAACCGAUUGACACUUCCACAAGGGGCACUUGCUCUGCUCUGUCAUACCUCCAAAGCGAUCACAUCACCUCCGUUGCUCAAGGAGGCCCGUCAGGACGCAACGCCAUCGUUCUUGACUCGCAUGGAUACCUCUCAAGAUCAGAAUCGAACAGGUUCUGCGGAGCGGUCAGUAGCUAUGCCGGACAAUACCUGGGCUGCGUGGGGGAUCUUUGCAACUCGAUCAACUCUCUUACGAAUCCUCUGCAAGGAACUGCAGCCGUCUGCAGGAAAAUCAUCAACUCUACACGAUUUACAGCAUUCAUGCCGUCGAACAGUUUGUGUGCCACUUCUAUAACUGGGUUGACUUCAAAUGGGUGCUCACAGUUGGAUCAACAGUGCGGAGCCGUUGGGUACUCUUCAUGUGGAAGCAACGGUGUAGCACAGAUUUGCAUGAACGGAAAGUGGGUCAAAUUUGUUCCUUCAACAGGCUACGACUGGAGUUACGCCAACAUCCACAACAACGUGUACUCCCAGACGCUGAUCUCGAUAAGCUGCUUCUGCGCUCUUUCCUUCAUCUUCAUGUGUCUCAAGUCAGGAGUGCGAAUGGUCAGGCCAUCUGGCAAGGUGUCCAGCAACGUAGAGAGCUUGCAGGAGGCUUGGAAUCUUUCUACUUGA